Messenger RNA from Eutrema salsugineum, 828 nucleotides. RefSeq names its product zinc-finger homeodomain protein 14. Gene Ontology annotation, molecular function: DNA-binding transcription factor activity; transcription cis-regulatory region binding. Gene Ontology annotation, biological process: regulation of DNA-templated transcription; regulation of developmental process. The transcript has a single exon. The coding region runs from base 210 to 719 and encodes 169 amino acids. Gene Ontology annotation, cellular component: nucleus. Lineage: Eukaryota; Viridiplantae; Streptophyta; Magnoliopsida; Brassicales; Brassicaceae. The record is from RefSeq and is a predicted model, not a curated record.
UUUUCACAUUUAUUAUGACACCUAAUAAACAUAUAAGUACAAAAUCUUAAGGUAGUAAUUGUAACAAUAGAUUUUGCCUUUUUGUAACUCCCAACUCAUUCUGACACAAACAACAUCAUAUCUUAACCAAAACCAAAGCCUAAAACCAAAUUUACUAUUACUCAAAAAAUCAAAACCCCUCUUUAGUCUGUAAUAAGAUAGAAGGAGAGAUGCAGAGUUCUUGUGUCUACAGUGAAUGCAUGCGCAACCACGCGGCGAAGCUCGGCUCUUACGCCGUCGACGGCUGCCGCGAGUACUCUCAACCAGCCACCGGUGAUCUCUGCGCCGCCUGUGGCUGUCACCGGAGCUACCACCGUCGUAUCGACGUCAAAUCUUCUGGUCAAAUUACUCGCGCGCCGUUCCCGUUCACGAGCUUGAGGCGCGUGAAGCAGCUCGCGAGGUUGAAAUGGAGAGCGACGGAAGAGAGAGAAGAAGAGGAGGAAGAGGAGGACACGGAGGAGACUUCGACGGAAGAGAUGAUGACAGUGAAGCGGCGGAGGAAGUCGAAGUUCACGGCGGAGCAAAAGGAGGCGAUGAGAGAUUACGCGGUGAAGCUAGGAUGGACGUUGAAGGAUAAGAGAGCGAUUAGAGAAGAGAUAAGAGUCUUCUGCGAAGGGAUUGGUGUUUCUCGUUAUCUUUUUAAGACUUGGGUUAACAAUAACAAAAAGUUUUAUCACUAAUUAAUUAGACCCUUAAUUGAUACUAGACUUACUAGUAUAAUUUAGUUUCAUUUCAUUUUCACCCCUUGUGUCGUUCCUCUUGCCAAUCCUUAAUCUCUUAUUUUAAUGG